GCUCCUCUGUCAUGCCAUAGGGCAACUAAGCCCGUGAGCCUCAACUACUGAGGCCUGUGCACCAAGAGCCUGUGCUCUGCAACAAGAGAGGCCACCGAACAAGAAGCCUACACCCCAAACGAGAGAGUAGCCCAGACACAGCCAUGAAGACCCAGAACAGCUUUGUGGCCAUAGAUAACUGCAGCAGCAGGAAGAGCUGGAAUGUAGGAAGUAUUCUGACACAUCUGGGGAGUAUAGAGACGAUGGAAGUGGCAGGUGCCAGUAUGUUUUCCCACAGAGAUACUGGAGACAGAGCAUGACAGGAAGGAAUCAAACUACUGUCUCAGAGUUCCUCCUGCUGGGACUGCCCAUCAAGUCAGAGCAUCAGAACCUGUUCUACGCCCUGUUCCUGGCCAUGUACGUUACCACCGUCCUGGGGAACCUUCUCAUCCUCGUCCUCAUUUGCCUGGACCCCCACCUCCACACACCCAUGUAUUUGUUUCUCAGUAACCUGUCUUUCUCUGACCUCUGCUUCUCCUCUGUCACAAUGCCCAAAUUGCUGCAGAACAUGCAAAGCCAAGACCUGACCAUCCCCUAUGCUGCCUGCCUGACACAAAUGUACUUCUUCCUGUUCUUUGCAGACCUGGAGGACUUCCUCCUUGUGGCCAUGGCCUAUGACCGCUACAUGGCCAUCUGCUUCCCCCUGCACUACACCACCAUCAUGAGCCCCAGGCUCUGUCUCUUCCUGGUGGUGCUGCCCUGGGUGCUGACCACGUUCCAUUCCAUGUUGCACACCCUGCUCAUGGCCAGGCUGCAUUUUUGUGAAGACAAUGUGAUCCCCCACUUUUUCUGCGAUUUGUCUGCUCUGCUGAAGCUGUCCUGCUCUGACACUCGAGUGAAUGAGCUGGUGAUAUUUUUCAUCGGAGGGCUCAUUAUCGUCAUCCCAUUCCUACUCAUCAUCAUGUCUUAUGCACAAAUUGUGUCCUCCAUCCUCAAGGUCCCUUCUGCCAAGGGCAUCUGCAAAGCCUUCUCCACCUGUGGCUCCCACCUCACUGUGGUGUCUCUCUUCUAUGGGACAAUUAUUGGUCUCUAUUUAUGCCCAUCAGCUCAUAAUUCCACUGUUAAGGAGACUGUCAUGUCUAUGAUGUACACUGUGGUGGCCCCCAUGCUGAACCCCUUCAUCUACAGCCUGAGGAACAGAGACAUGAAAGGAGCUCUGAGAAGAGUCUUUUGCAAAAAGAAAAAUGCCUUCUCUCUAUGACUGUAAAGUUGAGAUGAUGAUAAAGUUGGGAUUUCUACACAAUUUUAUUUAGUAUGUAUAUUGAUAUCAAUCUUGGGAUAUUAACCCAGAUUUCUGUUUUCAAUGGUCUUUUUUUUUUUUUUUUACAAUGGCUUAGUAGGAUGUUGUCCAUAAGAAAAGAGGUACAGUGGAGGUAUGUAGUAGGACUUGGAAAGGGGAUGCCAGUGACCUCCUAGCUCGAUCUUUCUCAUGUUUCUCUCCAGGUUACUCAAAGAAGCUUCAUCUUUAAAUUUCCAAUUAAUCUUUGUGCCCUCCCUCCACCUUUUUUUUCAUUACUGCUUACAAUGUUUGAUUUACUGCCGAAAUAAACACUAUUAUUUAC
Molecule: messenger RNA, 1601 nt
Organism: Bubalus bubalis (water buffalo)
Lineage: Eukaryota; Metazoa; Chordata; Mammalia; Artiodactyla; Bovidae
Product: olfactory receptor 1E2-like
Exons: 2
Coding region: 296-1240 (314 amino acids)
Biological process (GO): G protein-coupled receptor signaling pathway
Cellular component (GO): membrane
Molecular function (GO): G protein-coupled receptor activity; olfactory receptor activity
Source: RefSeq, a predicted model, not a curated record